This is a messenger RNA of Bactrocera latifrons, 890 nucleotides long. Its product is annotated as adult cuticle protein 1-like. Lineage: Eukaryota; Metazoa; Arthropoda; Insecta; Diptera; Tephritidae. The annotation marks the transcript as partial. The record is from RefSeq and is a predicted model, not a curated record. The transcript has a single exon.
UACUUUUUAAAUAUCUAAAUUUUCAUAAUAUAUCAUAUUUUUAUUAUACCUUUACUUAUACUUUUCACCCACCCAACCAGUUCGUCAUCGCCGCUGUCUGCACUUUGGCUCUCGCCAUGGGUGUUCAAUCCUCAAUCAUUCCCGGUCUGCUGCCCGGUCUUACACAAAUCGCCGGACACGGUCUCUCCUACACCGCCGUCUCUGGACCAUUGGCCGUUCCCGUUUCCAUCGCUCACGCUCACGCUCCAGCUGCUGUAAUCGCUGCCGCCUCACCACCAAUUGCCAUUGCUUCUCAUGCUGCUGCUAUCGCUGCACCCUCUGUCGCUGUGCAUGCACCUGCUGUGGCGGCGGUUGCUCAUGGCGGUGUUGUAGCCGGUGGUGCUUACGUUGCCAAGACCCGCGGUGCUGUGCAUUCGGCUCCAUUGCCCGGACACAUYGCCUCAGUGGCAAAUGUGAAUGUUGCCCCCGCACCAGGAACCUGGUAAAUUCAGCCAAUCUAGCUACACAUCCGUCUACACCUACUCUCCCCCUGACAUGGCCAACUCAUUAAGGACCUGCAUAAAAAUUAUAAAUAUGUGGCUGAGGCGCACAUUAGUCGAUAAAGUUAAGUAGGCGCAAAUUUUAACACACGCAGUAUGCAACGAACGAGCAACAAUAAUAUACUAGUUGAAUUCCACAACAUUCAUCAACACAAACGCAACAAUGCAACGAACAAUACAUUAAUGUGGUUUUUAUACAUCUUCUUCUAAUAUUCAUCUCCAUUGCACUUUCACUCACUGCAUUCCCCUUUUCCUAUUGCAAAUUCCUCUUUUCAUCGAAGCUUACUUCUGCAGAUGCUUGUAAAAAGUAUGGUUGUAAAUGAAUAAAAUGAUUACGACUAAAAAACAAAA